AGAUUGAGGCUAAAGAGGCUUGUGACUGGCUCAGGGCAGCAGGGUUUCCUCAGUACGCUCAGCUGUACGAAGAUUCCCAGUUUCCAAUCGAUAUUUCCUCGGUGAAAAGGGACCAUGACUUCUUGGACCGGGACCUGGUGGAGCCUCUGUGUAGACGUCUAAAUACUCUGAACAAGUGUGCCUCCAUGAAACUGGAUGUCAGCCACCCCAAGAAGAAAAGUGAAGAUUCUGACGAAGAUGACCAACUGGCUAUCAGUAAAAGGUGGACGUUCGAGUGGAGCAGUCGCCGCUGGUCUCGACUCCAAGACUUCCUGUUGGAUGGGCCGGAUGAGAGCAGCCCGCUGGGUCGGGGGGAGGGUCUCCGCAGCACGGUGAGCAGCGAGAGCGUGCUGACGGACCUGAGCGAGCAGGAGAUCGCAGAGGUCUCCUCGCUGCACAGCGAGGACUCCGCCUCCGCGCUGCCGGACUCCAUAUCCAUGGCCUCCCUCUCCGCGUCCUACCAGGGGCCGAGGGACCUCCCUCACUACAACUCCCUGCCCAUCAAGAGCAGCCGCCACGGCCAAGGGGGGCGGAGCAAAGCCAAAGAGUUUUUGCGUCGAAUGGAAUUAAUGCGCACUUGGGGGCCGUCGACGAGACGGAAAAGCUCCAGUCGCAGGCCGCCGCUGGUUAUCAGCGGACCGGUGCUACAAGGGGAGGAGCCUCAGGCUCUCCAGAUGCUUCAGUGUACUCCUAUCGACCAACUGGAAGACGGGCCAGUAGACACCUCCCAACCGGAGGUUGCAUCCUCCGUGUCUCCUAGCAACGACUGUAAAUACCAGACCACACCAAUAGAGAUCCCCAGCAAUGAGUCUGUGGUGCGCAGGGCGGCGGGGCCGGCAUGUACAAGACCCCGCACGGCCAGCAAGAGGAGCAGCAUGUACCUGGAGGAUAUGGAGUUACCGUCCCAGGGUAAAAGGACUGAGGGGCAGAGCCAGUUUGGCAGAAGCCAGUUCCACUCAUAUGAAAACCUACUUAUCCACAUCCCUAAAGACCAUAAGCCUGGAACUUUUCCCAAAGCAUUGUCAAUAGAAAGCCUGGCACCUGACAGGAACAACGGCCGGGAGUCACGGCCCAAAACCCCGUCCCCUGAGAACGGCCUGGGUCAGUCCUGGUGCGGUAAACCUUUAUCCAAGACCCCCUGUCCCGGGGCCCCGCGGGGCAGCAGGGUGAGCGUCUACGACAACGUCCCGGGCUCCCACCUGUACGCCAGCACCGGGGACCUGCUGGACCUGGAGAAAGAGGACAACCUGUUCCCCCACCUGGACGACAUCAUCCAGCACGUGAGCGGCCUGCAGCAGAUCGUGGACCACUGGAGCCGCAGCGUGCUGCCCGAGGGGGCCGGGGAGGGGGAGGAGGACGGGGAGGACCAGGGGGACGGCGAGGGCAGGACCACCCCCAGCGAAGGGGACAGGGAUGGGGUCUCCCUCAACGACACGGAUUCCACGGGGACCAGCCGAGAGAGGCGGGACUCUGGAGUUGGAGCCUCCCUCACAAGACCACGGCUACGGUGGCCCAGUUUCAGAACCUCUCAUCAUCUCAACCAGCCAGCUUCUUCACUGCAGAUCAGCAGCCAAUCAGCAGGCCAGCUCAGCCUGCUACAGAAGUUUUCUCUGCUCCGUCUCACCGCCAUCAUGGAGAAGUACUCGAUGUCUAAUAAACACGGCUGGACAUGGUCUGUGCCGAAGUUUAUGAAGCGCAUGAAGGUGCCAGACUACAAGGAGAAGAGUGUAUUCGGUGUUCCCCUCAUCAUCCAUGUCCAGCGGUGUGGGUUUCCACUCCCUCUGUGUUUACAACAGGCCUUCGUCCACCUCCGAACACACUGCCUGGACCAGGUGGGAUUGUUCCGUAAAUCUGGAGUGAAGUCGAGGAUCCAGGCUCUGAGACAGCAGUGUGAGCUGUCCCCGGACUGCGUGAGCUACGAGGACCAAUCAGCUUACGACGUGGCCGACAUGGUCAAGCAGUUUUUCCGGGACUUGCCUGAGCCCCUGCUGACCAGCAAGCUGGGGGAAACCUUCCUGCACAUAUACAUGUAUGUUCCAAAGGAGCAGAGGCUGCAGGCCGUCAGGGCGGCCGUUUUACUGAUGCCAGAUGAAAACAGGGAAGUCCUCCAGAUGCUGCUGUACUUCCUGCGUGAUGUCACUUCCUUGGUGGAGGAGAACCAGAUGACGCCGAUGAACCUGGCUGUUUGUCUGGGACCGUCGCUCUUCCACCUCAGCAUACUGAAGAACGAGACGCUGUCACCGAGGUCCAUCCAGAGGAAGUACACGACGGGUCGUCCCGAUCAGAAGGACCUGAGUGACAACCUGGCUGCCACGCAGGGACUCGCACACAUGAUCACAGAGUGCCAGCGUCUCUUUCAGAUCCCAGAGGAAAUGGUGACCCAGUCUCGAAACUCGUACAUGGAGGCCGAGCUGCUGGUGCCCCCGCUGGACGAGCUCUGCAAGGCCCACGAGGAGGAGGUGGACGAGGAGGUGGAGGACGAGGACGAGGAAGGAUCGUAUCACGCACACCUAGAGAGGCUGGUCCAGAACCUGCUGAAGGAGGUUAAAGAAAAGAGCAAAGGCUGGGUGUCCCGCUCAUUCUCUGACCACACCGAGCUGGCUUUCAAAAAGGUGGGAGAUGGGAACCCGCUGAGGCGGUGGCGAGUGUGUCUGGAGGUGCCGGCCACGCCCAGCGAGGUGCUGACGCGGCUGCUGAGGGAGCGUCCGCUCUGGCAGGCCGACCUGCAGCAGGAGAAGGUCCUGGAGACGCUGGACAAGCAGACGGACGUGUAUCAUUACUGCUGCUACAACAUGGCACCUCACCCCAGCUGUGACUACGUGGUACUCAGAUCGUGGCGGGCCGACCUGAUUAAAGGCUCGUGCGCGCUGGUGUGUGUGUCUGUGGAGCACGAGGACAGCCCCCGCAUGGCGGCGGUGAGGGGGGUGGUGCUGGAGUCCCAGUACCUGCUGGAGCCCAGCGGGACGGGGGGGAGGACCCGGCUCACCCACAUCUCCAGAGUAGACCUCAGGGGGAGAUCUCCAGAAUGGUACAACAAGACAUUCGGUCACCUGUGUGUUAACGAAGCCCAAAGGAUCCGCUCCUCUUUCCUUCCUGCAGACCAGAUGAGCCCUGAGCCAAAGAUCUGAGCCCCAGACAUCAAGACUGGUCUCAGGCCUCAGGACACGUGACCCAGAAGGUUUAAUCAUCGAGGCAGAGACUUCAGAGUCGUUACGUGGUGCUGGGGGAUUUUGUACCGAGCUGCCACUACACACAAACAGUAUUUAUUAUCGUUUUGUCAGGUUUCUUUCAUCAGCACGUUUAUCCAGAUCUCAUGACAGAACACAUAAUAGCUACACUGGUCCACAGUGCAAAUGUAGUUUGAAAAACAUGAAAUAUUACACAAUAACUGCCUUCACCUGUCUCAUUCUCCUCAGUGAACACUGAGACAGCGCCUACCUGUUCCAAGGAAGAUUAUCAGCAUCACACGUCCACAUCUCAUCAGGUGCAUGACAAGUUUGACACUGCUGAUUUAGUCAGGGAGGUUCUGGGAUCGGAUCGGCAGAGCACUGAGAAGACAAUCAAACUUGACCAUCUGUAAGAGUAAUAGCUGUUGUCGUAUGCAGAGGUGGGUAGAGGAGCCAAACAUUGUACUCAAGUAAAAGUACUGUUACUUCAGAAUAAUAUGACUCAAGUAGAAGUAAAAAGUAGUCAUCCAAAUAAUUACUUGAGUAAAAGUAAAAAAGUACUUGGUGAAAAAACUACUCAAGUACUGAGUAACUGUUGAGUAACGUCUGAUUUAUUUUUUUAACACAACCAUUCAAACAGACAAAAGUACAAAAUAAUCAUCUU
Messenger RNA from Cololabis saira (Pacific saury), 3870 nucleotides. Its product is annotated as stAR-related lipid transfer protein 13-like. Gene Ontology annotation, molecular function: lipid binding; GTPase activator activity. Gene Ontology annotation, biological process: actin cytoskeleton organization; regulation of Rho protein signal transduction; signal transduction. The transcript has 13 exons. NCBI's taxonomy places the organism in Eukaryota, Metazoa, Chordata, Actinopteri, Beloniformes, Belonidae. The record is from RefSeq and is a predicted model, not a curated record. Bases 186 to 3167 code for a protein of 993 amino acids.